AUGACUGGUGUUUAUGCUGACGAUCAGCCUGCGAGCGCCUCCAAUCAUAUCAAGAACGUAGCCGUUGUUGGAGCAGCUGGUGGACAAGGAUCUUAUAUCACUGCUGAGCUUCUCAAAACUGGACAACACAAUGUCACUGCUAUAACGCGUUUGGAAAGCACUAGCACCUUCCCCAAUGGGAUCAUGGUUGCAAAAGUCAACUACGAUGAGCACAACUCCUUGACAAAUGCCAUGCGUGGACAAGAUGCCUUGAUAAUCACCAUGAAUGCUAGAGCACCACAGGAGUCCGUCACGAAGCUUGUAGAAGCAGCCGUUGACGCAAACGUCCCCUGGAUCUUACCUAAUGAGUGGGGCUAUGAUUACACCGACCCCGAUGUGAACAGAGACACCAUGCUCGGAGACAGCCAAUUGGCAAUCAGGAAAUUGAUCGAAUCGAAGACCACCAAGACCGCAUGGAUCGCCGUAGCUUGCGGGUUCUGGUACGAUUACAGUCUAGUAGCCGGGGUGUCCACAUUUGGCUUUGACUUCGAGAAUAAGGAAGUCACCUUCUACAACGACGGGACUGCGAAGGUGUAUUGCAGCACUCUGCCCUAUGUCGGCCAAGCUGUUGCGAAAUUGUUGAGCCUGCCUAUAUCAGUAAAUGGCGCCGGCAAUGAACGCCCCUGUCUCGAGGACUACAGGAACAGCAUCUUCCGCGUCCACGCCUUUCACAUCAGUCAAGCGGAUAUGCUAUCUUCUGUCCUGAGAGUCACUGGUGGCAAGGAGGGUGACUGGACUAUCAAGCAUGUGACCCCGGAAGCUCGCUACGUUGAGGGCAAGACAAUGUUUGAGCAAAGGAAUAUGAUCGGGUACAGAGUGAUGCUCUAUUCAAGAUACUUCUACCCGUCACUUCCUGUCAAAAAACUAGAGGAUUAUUCUGAUGCGCGCCUAGGAUUGAAUCAACCGUCACUUGAUGAGGUGACCAAGUUGGCUGUCGACAAAGCGAUGGAAAAAUAG
Molecule: messenger RNA, 996 nt
Organism: Lithohypha guttulata
Lineage: Eukaryota; Fungi; Ascomycota; Eurotiomycetes; Chaetothyriales; Trichomeriaceae
Exons: 2
Coding region: 1-996 (331 amino acids)
Molecular function (GO): oxidoreductase activity
Source: RefSeq, a predicted model, not a curated record